Pleuronectes platessa (European plaice) is the source of this 2683-nucleotide messenger RNA. RefSeq names its product oocyte zinc finger protein XlCOF20-like. Gene Ontology annotation, biological process: regulation of transcription by RNA polymerase II. Gene Ontology annotation, molecular function: DNA-binding transcription factor activity, RNA polymerase II-specific; RNA polymerase II cis-regulatory region sequence-specific DNA binding. NCBI's taxonomy places the organism in Eukaryota, Metazoa, Chordata, Actinopteri, Pleuronectiformes, Pleuronectidae. The transcript has 2 exons. The record is from RefSeq and is a predicted model, not a curated record. Bases 102 to 1727 code for a protein of 541 amino acids. Gene Ontology annotation, cellular component: nucleus.
GGUCGCUUCUGGCUCGGAGCUCGGAGUUCGGAGUCUGUGUUUUCUUCCCGCUGGCUGCCUUUGUUCACUCCGAGACACAAAGUGCUUAUAAAAGAAGGAACAUGUCCGCCGUGCAGCUGCUGCGGGUGUCGGUACAUGAGCGGAUCAGCGCUGCCGCCGAAGACUUUCUGCUGCAGGUGGAGAAAGGAGGAGGAAAGGAUCAAGUCCCGUCGCUGAUAGCGAUGCUGACCGAGCGGCUAAUGGCGGCAGCAGAGGAGAUCCUCGCGGUGCUUGAGGAAACCGUGGCAGAGUACGAAGACAGAGUGGAGCAGUCCGAGCGUUCAGAGCUGGAGAUCUGCCGCCAGAGGAGGCUGCUCGAUGCCGCGAUGAAGCCCGUAGUCCGGCUGCACAGAACAGACUUCCUGCAACUGGUGGUGAUUAAAGAAGAGGAUCCCCCUGAGCAGCAGCAGUGGGGCCCCCUUGUGGACCAGGAAGACCAAGAGCCCCCCCACAUUAAAGAGGAGGAACCGUGGACUAAUCAGGAUGGACAGCAGCUUCAAAGACUGGAGGAUUCUGAUAUCAAGUUCACAUGGACUCCUGUCGCUGUGAAGAGUGAAGAAGAUGAAGAGAAACAUAAAUUGUCAAAUCUUCAUCCGAGUGAGAUGAAGGAGAAUAGAGCGGAGUGUGGAGGACCAGAACCAGUCAGGAACUCAGGUCCUGAUGGAUGCUUACAAACAGGUCCUGAAGACAAGACUGAAGACUCUUCUGAGACUGAAGUCAGUGAGGAUGAUUGGAUGGAGACCAGGGAACCUCAAUCUGGUUUAAAUACAAGAAAUAACCAACACCCUCUAAUUGAUAUCGGAUGUAAGACAGAAAAAAAAAAGUUUAGUUGCCCUGAGUGUGGUGAAAGAUUUACCCAAAGGGGCAGUCUAAAUAUACAUAUGAGGAGUCAUACAGGAAAGAAACCCUUUAGUUGCUCCGAGUGUGGUAAAACAUUUAGUCAAAAUUACCAACUGAAAUUCCAUAUGAGCAUCCAUACCAGAGAGAAUCUAGUUAGUUGCUCUGAGUGUGGUAAACGAUUCAGCAGAAGGUUUGAUUUAACGAGACAUAUGAGGACUCAUACGGGAGAGAAACCGUUUAGUUGCUCUGAGUGUGGUCAAAGAUUUACCCAAAGAAGCAGUCUAAAUACACAUAUGAGGAGUCACACGGGAGAAAAACCAUUUAGUUGCUCUGAGUGUUGUAAAAGAUUUACCCAAAGGGGCAGUCUAAAUAUACAUAUGAGGAGUCAUACAGGAGAGAAACCGUUUAGUUGCUCUGAGUGUGGUAAAAGAUUUACCAAAAGGGGCAGUCUAAACACACAUAUGAGGAGUCAUACAGGAGAGAAACUCUUUAGUUGCUCCGAGUGUGAUAAAACAUUUAGUCGAAAUUACCAACUGAAAUUCCAUAUGAUCAUCCAUACCGGAGAGAAUCAAGUUAGUUGCUCUGAGUGUGGUAAAAGAUUUAGCAGAAGGUUUGAUUUAACGAGACAUAUGAGGAGUCAUACGGGAGAGAAACUUUUUAGUUGCUCUGAGUGUGGUAAAAGAUUUAGUCGAAAUUACCAACUGAAAUUACAUAUGAGCAUCCAUACCGGAGAGAAUCUAGUUAGUUGCUCUGAGUGUGGUAACCGAUUCAGCAGAAACUCAGAUUUAACGAAACAUAUGAGGAGUCACAGAGCUUGCACAGUCACAGAGUUAGUUGGUUUAGGUUAGGCUAUAUCGCGGAAAUGUUACGGGCACUGAGCAACGACAUGGUGCAAGCAUUCGAUUUAGACAGCGUCUCUCCUCAGGACAUGAAAACAUUCUGUAACGUUUUAGUAUUAACAUCGCUACACUGGCUUCCGUUUAAAUCUAGAAUAGAAUUUAAAAUUCUCCUCCUCACCUUCAAGGCCCUUAAUAAUAUGGCGCCAUUUUACCUUAAAGAGCUGUUAGUACCCGAUCAACCCACUAGAGAACUCCGCUCCCAGUCUUUUUUGAUCAGUUUUAACUAGGGAUGCACCGAUAUGGAAAUUCUUGGCCGAUACCGAUACCGAUAUUUAAAAUAACAAUCUGGCCGAUAGCCGAUACCGAUAUUUGUUUAUUUUCUUUUUGUUGUUAUUCAUUCACCCCUUUGUGCCAGAAAAAUAAUUAAAUAAUUAUUUAAAAAGCACUAUUCAUCACUCUUAUCUUUUAAUGAGCACAAAUUGAAUCAGAUUUAUGAAACAAUCUCUGAUUUAACUAAACUUUAUUUAACAGAGACAUAUUAGGCCCAUUUUACCGCAAGUUGAAAUGGUUCCUUGGGAUCUUAAUGAAAUGUCUGUAACAUAUUUUGGUCAAAAUACCACAAGAAUAAUUUAAAACAGCACCUUUUACCCUGUCUAAAACAGCCCUGUUAAAGUAUCAUUAUAGAGAACGCUCUUCUCAUUGAUUUACGGUAGCAGUAUUGCCCGUUUAUUAGAUGUGUUACGGCUUCUGUGUGUAUAACGUAUGUUGUCAAUUCCCUUGUUACCUGUGCAUGAGACGGAUGAAUAGAGCCGGUGCACAUGAGAAUAAAGUACUUAAACAGACGCUACGCUCAUACUUUUUACGCCAAGUUACACUGCGUGAGUCAAGAUAACUUAACAAGCCCUCCUCAGUUUUACCUGUUUUGAGUGUCGGGCAGAAAUCACAUCGCGUCAUCACCCACCGUG